CAACUCCUCCUCCCUCUCUCCUCCAGGGCUCAGGAGAGACCUGACCCCAAGCACACAGCUGAUAAGAGGCAGAGUUGAAGUUUAACUGGUCUUCUGCAUCCAAGCUUCGGGUACUUUCUAUUUCAACCCCCCAGAUCUGGCAGGACAGCUGGGAAAAGCCAAGUCUGAGAUAAUCUGACUGAAAACAAGAUGACAGGACUGAUGCAUGAUGAAAGCACCUCCCCGCCCAGCCAGGUGGUGGCGGGGAGAUCCUGCUGGGAAGGAGUGGAGGAUGGACAGGAUGGGUGACAGAGGGCUUCCCGAAGGCAGACGAAGCCCCAGAGUGGAGGCUGCCUUGCUCAGCACGCUCUCUCCUGAAAGCUGGGUGCUUUCCCAUCCACCUCCUCUGACCUCCUCCCACUCAGCCCAUAAUCUGGCCAGGAGUCUGUCACCUGCCUUGUCAAAUACUGUGACAAUAAACCCAGAAAGGGGGACAGGUGACUCAGCCACCCUCAGGCUGGGCUUCUUGGUCUGUUCCUGGCUGGGCCACGUGACGGGCCUGGAGCAGGCUCUGCCUGCCUGCACGGUGGAGGAGCAGUGGGAGGAGGGCUCAGGAGACCAGAGAGAAAGCAUUCACACAAAGCUGGAGAGACUCGGGCCUGGCCCUGGCUCACAGGACUGCACAGGCUCUGCAGUCAGGCCCUCCCCUUCUGUUGCUGUAGCCCCGGACUGUCCCCAACCCCACAACAGCCCCUCCACACACACAACCAUUCAGGAUCCCAAAGAGCUGGUAAGGGUGGGGCAGACAUUUGCAAUUGCAGGAAGUGCUUUAAAGUGUCAGGAAAGGAGUGCAAGAUGGAAACUGUACACAUACUGAGGAGCCUCAGGAGGAAGUCAGUUAUGGCUCUGCCUCCAGGGAUCCCGCAUCUGCUGUGGACCCAGCACUGGCCUAGUGGUGGCUCAACGAUGAACACUUAUCAGAACACAGUCUGUCAAACUCCUGCUUUCAAUCAGCCUUUGGACUUGCAUCAGAUUUCUAGACCAAACAGAGCUAUUACCUGUAUUUAGCUAUUAGAACCUGGAUAGGUACAGAAGUUGCUGGCACCAGAUUUGGCACAAAAUAACACUAAUUAUUCAUGUAAAUGAUGAACAACUGCAACUGCCUCAGAAGUGCACCAUAUCGUUAUCAUAAUCAGUCCUCACAUUUGGAUGGUAUUUUACUUUUCAAAGCAUUUUCAAAUGCAGUAUCUCACUCCUAUGAGGAACAAGGGCUGUAUUAUUAUUCCCCAAGAAGAGUGAAGAAAAAGAGGCUUAAAGAGAUGAACACACUUUCCAAGGUCACACAGAUGGUUUCCAGGACUAGAAACCAGAUCUAACACCUAGCCCAGUGCUCCCAAUAUCCCUCAGGAGAAGAGGGGAGGCCUUGAGGGAGGUGGCUUGGUACCCCCGGGGCAGGAAGGGACAGUAAGGAAAAUGGCUCCAGGCCGUAGUGGGGAUCUGAGCACGGGUUCCAUCACUUCCCCAUGGGUACUCACCCCAGGAGCUUGCUAUGGUCCAGCUGGUGGCUCGGGGGCAUUCGGCAGGCACUAAACACAAUGAUCUUCCGCCCAUACUUGUCAUCUCCUAGGUGUGGAGAAAGGUGGAGCACAGUGGGUGAACAAUAAGCCAAGAGAAGUCAGUGGCUGUGCGCAGCUCAAAGACAGGGACUGUCUUGUCCAUCUUUAAAUGUCCAGAUGGUCCAAAGCCCAGCAAUGUGGCAGGUAUUCAAUAAACGCUGGUAGCCUGUCACAGGUUGGCAUUACACGGUAUGCACGGUUCUAUUUCUGAGUUUGCUCACCAUGUUAUCUGGGAUAUGAGACUGCUUUGGACAGUUUCCCAAAGCCUGGGGCAGAAUUUCUCCAGACUUAACAAGCAGAGAACCCUCUGCAGGUAUGUCUGAGGAGGAGACGGUGCAGCUCCAUCCAGCAGCAGGUCUAUUUUGAAAGACCAGGUGUCACCUGUUCCCCUCCACACCCUGGACCAGAUCCUGAGGCGCUGGGUUCCUUCCAGGCCAGUUGGGGGUGGCUCUGCGGCCUGCUCUGAUUCACUUCCCAUAGGCUUUGACAGGAGAAAGAGCAGACUGGCAGUGGGCAGGGAUGAAGGGUUAGACUGCCCAGCCCACCCUCGUGGACAAUCUGGAGCUUCAGAAACCCCUGGGCCUUCUAUUAUGAGCCUGUGGGGCGGAGGGACAUCAUCUGUCUACUCCCCUCUAAGCAGAGGAAACGCCCAGGGUAUAGUGGAAAACACUGGGAGGAGCAUGGAGGAUUCUAAAAGAUUCUCUUCAUCACUGCCCUCCAACAGUAAGGCAGCCCUCAUUGGCCGGCAGAUUUGAGGACUUAGGCAGAGCAGAAAGUCUGAGCUCACAAGGCUCUGGUAUUUAAAGAGCUGGUAACUGGUUAAGCAAGCAACUGAGGUGAGAGGCCAGAGGCCUGUAGUUCCACCGCUCAGCUGCCCCAGCAACUUGUAAACAGGAAAUUGGGUUCUCAACCAGGUUUCCAUCAAUGGGCAUCCACCAAUGUCAUGAUGUUAUAUAAAAAAUAUUACAAGCACGUGCACGUGUUUUCUGGGGAAGAGGUCCACACCUUUCAUAUUUUCAAGGAGGACUCCUGACCAGUUUCAAGAACUGCUUCCCUGGACUGUAUGCUCCUUGAAGGAGGGAAUGUGCAUUGUUCCUCAAUGAAUCCUCAAUGCUGGGGACUUCCCUGGUGGUCCAGUGGUUAAGAAUCCACCUUCCAACGCAGGGGAUGCGGGUUCGAUCCCUGGUCGGGGAACUAAGAUCCCACAUGCCACUGGGCAACUAAGCCCACGCGCCACAACUACUGAGCUCGCGCACCUCAACUAGAGAGCCUGCAUGCCACAAACUACACAGCCCACAUGCUCUGCAGCCCAUGCGCCACAACUAGAGAGAAGCCCACGUGCCUCAAUGAAAGAUCCCGCGUGCUUCAACUAAGACCUGACACAGGCAUAAAUAAAUAUUAAAAAAAAAAAAAUCCUCAGUGCUGAGUACUGGACUUGUUCCCAGAGUAGGUGUUUUAUAAGUGCAUGCCAAGUAAAGUCAGGAUGGGGAUGGGGGACAAAGGAGGGGGCUCAGAGAGGGACUGGAUGGCAAGACUCCCAGACUAGCAAAGAACGAGACAUGGGCAACCCCAGGGCUUAGUCCGUCCUCUCCUCCCUGGAGUGGAGUCCCAUUGCCCAAGUCCUUGAGUGGCUCGGGCAUUUGCCAGCAGGCAGGGUAACGGCUCCUACAAGAAGCAUGUGUAUAAAGGCCUGGGAGUCCCCUCCUCAUCUCAGAAGAUUCAAACAGAUUUACCCUGGAAAAAGAAGGGGAAGAAGGAGCUGGCAGCACUGGUGGCUCCAGAGCACUGAGGGAGAGGGCUCAAAAAGGAGGCACAGCGUUUGUUGAAAGCACCAGGAAAAGACCAGCCGCCAGAGAAUGAAACCUCUGCAUUCCCAAGAUACGGAUCAGGAACUUCCCAGGGGAGCCUGGGUAUUAAUCAGCAACAGAGCAGCUCCUCCAGCAGGCGUUCUGGGACCCGCCAGACCAGCACACUCCCGUGACCUGAGAGCAGGCCAACCAAGGAGAUGGGAGGUGGGGGGCUGGGGCACAUUGGUUAAAAUGUGAAAUUGUCAGGAAUAGUGCAAGCCAGCUGACAUCAUCGUUGGUAGCUAGAAAUCUGCUAUUUGUAGUUAGAAAUUGCACGUGUUACAAAUAAUACAAAUAAUAGCCUUUUCUUUUUUUUCUUUCUGGAGGGCAGACUAUUAAACCUUUACCAGUACACCACUGGAAAGAACCCAUGUGGACCAGUCAGGUUUGACCGUGGAGCAUGACAGCUACUGCCAGCAAGGGAGAACAGAGGCUACAGAGGAGUUGGGGACAUAACACACCCUCCCUUCUAACGUGGGCUCUUUCUCUGGUUUCCAAGGCCAGGAAACUGGCCUCCCAGGAAGUCACCAUAGCCUCAUCAAACAACUCUUCCUCUGGCAGUGCCAAUCCAAACUCUUCUCAGCAGUCAGAGAGGCACACACAUGGGGGACACCCCACCAGAGGGGCCCUGAGCCAGCACUCGAGCCCGGCCAUUGCUUACAGCCAGCCCCACGACCCCCAUGGACAAGACUCCCCCUCCCCUGGAGCUCCUUCCCCUUUGGGCUCUGGAUGUGUGGGCUCCCCACACAGUCCCCACCCUGUCAAACCUCCCAUAAAUCCCCUGCUAUUUCCAGCUCCCAAGUACCACCAGCUCCCAGCUCCCAGCUCCCUGGAGUGGGGCUGCAAUUAAGCUGGAUCCACCUGGCCUCCACCAAGAGCCCUUCUUGAUCCACAGCCCAGAGAGGCCAAGCACAGAGAGCCAGGAACACACCUACACACCUACCUGGCUGGGCCCCCUCAGGCUCAUCGCACCCUGGAGAGACAGAAACAUAUUGCAGCUCUGCUUGCAGGGGUCACCUGGUGGGGAUGGGGGCAGUCUUCCCUGCUCUGCCUUGUGACUUGGCCACAUAGCCAGGAGGAUGUCAGCAGAGAGACUCCUUCACAUCAGACAUCCCUAUGCCCUAGUCAGGUCCAUCUCUAGGAGUGAGGAAAGUUCUGAGCCUUCAGGUGACUCUCCUGUACUCAGGGCAGGACCAGGCCAAAAAAGAACUCUCAGCCUUGCUUCUGUAGGGGUGACAGAGGCCAUAGCCAAGUCCUCCAAUCCAGACCAGGGCAGGCAUCAGGAACACAGAUGCCAAGGAAACACCUUGACAUUAGGAACAACCCUCUCAACUGCCCCAUCCCUCCCUGAGCCCAGCAUUCAGGAGAGACGGAGCUCCCUGCUGUUUCCCUAUGGCCGAAUGCCUCCAGGGCCCCCUCAGCCAGCACCACUCAGGGUUCCAGGGGCCACAAGCUACGUGGCUCCCCUUGCCCACCCCAAUGCCUCAGGGCCGUGCUGCCAUCCUUGCUUACAGCUGAAGAAGAGACAAAGGAUCCUACAAUUCCAAUUUCUUCGUCUAGCACUAGGACCCUAUAGGCAGAAACCAGGUCAUCAACAUCUCUGCUACCUCCCUUGCUCCUGGAGGCUUCUGGGUCCUGCAUUAUGAACAGGAGGGCGGGAGCUCACUGAGGCCAAGACCCAAGGGGGGGCUCUGCGCUCAUUCGUAGCAGGGUAGCACAUCUGUGGGGAACCUGAUGCUCCAGGAGUCAUGUGCCUCCUAACUUCUGGAAGGAGGCUCUGCCAUUCCAGACUUCCUUGGAGGUACGGUUUCCCCGGAGGGACUGGCACCUCCCUGCUCCCCAAUAACUGAUGGGGAAGAAAAGCUGACCUGAGGGCAAAGGGAAGGGAGAUGAAUGAACACUUAUUGAGGGCCAACUACGUUCUGGCUGUGGGCUAGGUCCUGAUAUACGUUCACCAUUGUCAUCCUCUCAGCAACCCUGUGAGGAAGGAAUGAGCUCAGACUGCAGAGCUGGAAAUCAAACCCAGGGCUUUCACAGUGCCUCCCACAUGCCAUAUGCCAGUGGAGAUGCUGAGGUCACAGGUCAGGUUGUGGUUGCAGGUGAACAGACCAAGUGGCCAUCACAAUCAAGUCUGUAUUUUUAAUGAAUGACACAUGGAGCCUCAAUAGCCCCAGAGUCAGGGGUCAGAGCGGCCCCUCCCCUGCAGCCCCUUCCCCUAAGGCAGGAGGGCCUGGCUUCCUUAAGCCAGGGAUGCAGACUAUGAGGGAAAAGGUGCAAGGCUAGGUGUGCUCACCUGCCACCUCCACAAUCUGGUGCCGGGCAAUGUCGUAGUAAGGGUCAUCCCACUUCAGGUGUGUGACAGGCUCCGGGGAGCUGCUUUUGGAGUCGUCUGAGGAACACAGCAAAGUCAGGGGAUCAUCUGGGGGUCUGGCACAAUUUUCUCCCUGAGAUUCGUGCUCUUUGGCCCUCCCCCCAGUAAGGCUUGUGCUCCCAGCCCCACCCUGGGGCUGGUCUGUUUGCCCACAUCCUGUCCUCCUGGGGUCUUCCUUCCACAGGAAGGGGGUCUUCCCUUCUCAGGCGCUUAUGGCUGCUGAGAUCCAGCCGUACCCACCUGACUUGGGAAAGUCGGGCAUUUCGUCUGAGGGCCAGUUCUUCUCAUCAAUGGAGGCUAGCUUCAGCUGGUUCAGAGCCUGGCUGGCGUCAUCCAAAGUCAGGUCGUCCUGCAGCUCUGAGAGUGGGUCCAUGGCCGAGCCUCUGCCCCACAGCUUCACGCUGCAGAACCUGAAGAGAACCCUGGGGGACAGGAGGGAGUUGGCAGGAAAUUUGGUAGUCAAUGACUGUUUCCGGGGGGAGCUGAGAAGGUGAGUCUCACUUCCGGCGGAGGGAGGCUUUCUGACCCGGGAUGGAGGAGGCGGAGGAGCUGCCCUUGGAGUGGGAGAGACUGCAGUUCGCCCCCGAUCCACGCCUGGGCCCGGACUCAGGAUGGAGCCCUUCCAGAGAAGGCUGUGCACAGGGACUCAAAGACCUCUCGCCCGGACCCACCCGAGCCAUCCUCGCUCUAAAGAGCCUCCCGCGGGGCUUGGCCCUUGGCCCCUCACUCAUCAAGGAGCAGCGCUUGGGGGUCUGGUGUGUCGGGGAACCCUUGCAGCCAGGACUGCUCUGGGGGCCACUGGAAGAGGAGUCUGUCUCCGAGCAGAAGGGCCAUGGAGUGAAACCAAAGCAGAAGGAGGACGUGUCACUAGGCCCAUGGGGAGAUGUGUGUGCUUGUGAGCAGAGUUCAGGCUGGACUAGUUUGGUGCAGCGGGGAAGGCUGGAGGGUGAGGGAAACGUGGCCCCAGUGCGGAUCAGCGAGAGGCUCCACCUGCAGGUGUACCGGGUCGUGCUGCCAGGUUUUGAGCUGCUGAUGUGGCCCCAGCCUCCCUCGGAGGGCCUGAGCCCCACCCAGCCCAGGCUAGAGGAAGAGGCAUCCUUGGCUGUGGUGACAGAAGUGGAGUCUGCUGUACAACAGGAAGCGGCCUCCCCCAGGGAGGAUGCAGCAGAACCUUGCACGGAUCCUGGUCACCAGUCACAGCCCCGCAUCCAGGCGGUGAGCCCUGGACUUAAGCCCCGAAUCCAGGACCAAGUUUCCAAGGAGAGCGAGCCACUCGGCCCAUUGCCUCAGGAUGGCCGUGUAGAUGAGGAGGACCCACCCCAGACCCAGAUGCCACCUGAACCUCAGAGCAGCUCCACUCCCCAGCAGGGCCCUGAGAGCAGUGAGGCAAGUUCUUCAUCUUCUGCCAGGGGCCCCCAGCUGCAUGCUUACCUAGUCAGGAAGUUGCGUAGCCCCAGUGAUCAGCGGCCACCCAGAGCGAAGACCUCAGAGCCCGGGGCCCAGCAGAGUGGAGAGCAGCAGCACCCUGGCUUCCCCGCAUGCUUGCGGAGCGCCCCUGGCCCGGUGGGAGGCUCUCCGAAGCGGGGGCGACGGUACCGCUGUGCCGAGUGUGGCAAGGCCUUCCUCCAGCUGUGCCACUUGAAGAAGCAUGCAUUCGUGCACACGGGCCACAAGCCCUUCCUUUGCACCGAGUGUGGCAAGAGCUACAGCUCAGAGGAGAGCUUCAAAGCCCACAUGCUGGGCCACCGUGGGGUGCGGCCAUUCCCCUGCCCUCAGUGCACCAAGGCCUACGGCACCCGGCGAGACCUCAGAGAGCACCAGGUUGUACACUCGGGUGCCCGGCCCUUUGCUUGCGACCAGUGUGGCAAGGCCUUCGCCCGCCGGCCCUCCCUGCGGCUGCAUCGCAAGACACACCAGGUGCCAGCGACCCCUGCCCCGUGCCCGUGCCCUGUGUGCGGGCGGCCCCUGGCCAACCAGGGCUCCCUGCGGAACCACAUGCGGCUCCACACGGGGGAGAAGCCCUUCCUGUGCCCACACUGCGGCCGGGCAUUCCGCCAGCGGGGCAGCCUGCGCGGGCACCUGCGGCUGCACACAGGGGAGCGCCCUUACCGCUGCCCACACUGCGCUGAAGCCUUCCCCCAGCUGCCUGAACUGCGGCGCCACCUCAUCUCCCACACUGGGGAGGCCCACCUGUGCCCCGUGUGUGGGAAGGCCCUCCGGGACCCCCACACGCUGCGCGCGCACGAGCGCUUGCACUCAGGCGAGAGGCCCUUCCCGUGCCCCCAGUGCGGCCGUGCUUACACGCUGGCGACCAAGCUGAGGCGCCACCUCAAAUCCCACCUGGCCGACAAGCCCUACCGCUGCCCCACCUGUGGCAUGGGCUACACUCUCCUCCAAAGCCUCAAGCGGCACCAGCUCAGUCAUCAGCCCGAGGCACCCUCCAGCCCACCCUGUGUGCCGCCUGCCUCUUCUGAGCCCACCGUGGUGCUCCUGCAGACCGAGCCAGAACUACUGGACACGUGCAGUGAACGGGGCGGGUCCCCAGCCCCGGACGUCUUCGAGGUCACCCUUUCCGAGAGCCAGGAUAAGUGCUUUGUGGUGCCCGAGGAGCCAGGUCCUGCUCCCAGCCUGGUGCUCAUCCAUAAGGACGUGGGCUUUAGCACCUGGGCAGAAGUGGUAGAGGUGGAGACGGGCACCUGACCACCCUCAGCUUCCCUCAGCAGAGCUCUGUAUAAAGACUGGUGUUUCUGAGCUUGGGUGCCUGGAUCUUUCUCUUUGGGUUCCCUGAUAGAGACUAGUGUAUGAGAAGCAGGUCGAGGACUCCCCUUCCUGCUUAUGGACGACCACUUUGUUUCCCAAGACUCUUAAUAAGGUAAACCACUUCUAGAUGUGAGAUCUUUUUAUCAGCUUCCAGGAGAGCUUGUCCUGCCACCCUCCCUGGGAACUCCUCAAGGUGCUUGUUCUUUAAACGUUGUGGAAGUGACCCUGCCCAGUGAGGUAGCCAGGUCGCAGGCAGCACUGUUACCCUGCUGGCGUGCUUAGUGCUGGAAUAGUCACUCCCAUCCAGCUCCCUGAAGGACAAGCAUUUCUAUUUGGAACCAAACGGAAUGACUUGUGAAGGUUAAAAGGCCAGAGACACUCCGCUGACAAGUCUCUGAGUCAGGCGUUAGAUUAUUUGGGCAGCUUUUCUCACCACCGAAGGCCUGUGAGGUUGGUUUUUGUUCUGUGCUGAAGGACACCAGACUCAUUGGAGGUGGUUAGGGCGGGUCUGCACCCUUGUUUGUAUCUGGCCGAAGGCAGCCCUGUUGAGGGAAAGAGCGAGGAAUGAACAUGUGUUUCAUGCUUCAUCAGCUGCGGGCCUGGCCUGCCCGAGGUGCUGGGGACGCAGCUGUGGACAAGACAGAGGCAGCGCCCUUUACAGAGCUCAGGUCUACAAGGGGCAAAGAACGACAGUAAGAGUUUAAAGAGGAGCACUCCCCGGUGCUGUGGGUGUGUUUAGUGGGAUGGGUUCACUUGUGGGCCUCAGGGAAGGUGUCCCCAAGAAAUUAUAAUGAUAAUAAACAGCAUUUGUUGUGG
Lagenorhynchus albirostris (white-beaked dolphin) is the source of this 9389-nucleotide messenger RNA. RefSeq names its product zinc finger protein 408 (gene ZNF408). Bases 6345 to 8513 code for a protein of 722 amino acids. The transcript has 8 exons. Gene Ontology annotation, cellular component: nucleus. The record is from RefSeq and is a predicted model, not a curated record. NCBI's taxonomy places the organism in Eukaryota, Metazoa, Chordata, Mammalia, Artiodactyla, Delphinidae.